AUGACAAUUGGGAUUCCAUUAAAGCUUUUGUAUGAAGGGCUUGGACAUAUUGUCACAAUAGAAAUGAAAUCAGGUGACCUUUAUAGAGGAACACUUGCGCAUGUUGAAGAUAAUAUGAACUGUAUGUUAGAACAUGUCAAUGCAACAAUGAGAGAUGGUAAGCCAAUUGCUCUUGAACAAUGUUAUCUUAGAGGAAGCCAAAUUAGAUUUUGUAUACUCCCAGAUAUGCUAAAAAAUGCCCCGAUGUUUAAGCUGGCAGCAAAUGCAAAGAAUAGAGCUAGUAUAUUAGGGGCAGCUGGAAACAAAAAGGCAUUUGCAACAAAAUCUUUAUUGAGAGGAGCUAACAAAGGGAGGCCUGGAAGAGGGCUACCUACCCAUAGUCAUUAG
This is a messenger RNA of Cryptosporidium ubiquitum, 387 nucleotides long. RefSeq names its product aspartyl protease-like protein. Lineage: Eukaryota; Apicomplexa; Conoidasida; Eucoccidiorida; Cryptosporidiidae. The record is from RefSeq and is a predicted model, not a curated record. Gene Ontology annotation, cellular component: spliceosomal tri-snRNP complex; catalytic step 2 spliceosome; commitment complex. Gene Ontology annotation, molecular function: RNA binding. The transcript has a single exon. Gene Ontology annotation, biological process: RNA processing; spliceosomal snRNP assembly. The coding region runs from base 1 to 387 and encodes 128 amino acids.